UGUCAUCUCAGCUUCAUUGCUUUGGUGCAGUUAAGAUGAAGUUCACAAUUGUCUUUGCUGGACUUCUUGGCAUCUUCCUGACUCCUACUCUUGCUGGCUAUGAUAUCAAUGUCAAUGAUAACAACAACAGUGGUGGAAGUGGGCAGCAGUCAGUGAGUGUCAACAACGAACAUGGCGUGGCCAAUAUUGACAAUAACAACGGAUGGGGUUCCUGGAAUUCCCUCUGGGAUUACGAAAGUGGCUUUGCUGUAAUCAGAUCCUUUAAGAAGAAGUCGUGCAUUGUGCACAAAAUGAACAAGGAAGUCAUGCCCUCUAUUCAAGCCCUUGAUAUGCUGGCCAAGAAAAACAAGCUUCAGGGUAGAGGACCAGAGGCACCACCUCCCAAAAGCCUGAUCUACUCAGUCAAGCAUGACAAAGUCAACAACCUGGACCAGUUUGGAAAAUCCAUUGUUACCAUGUGCAAGGGGAUUCCAACAUACAUGGCUGAAGAGAUUCAGGGAGCAAACCUGAUUCUGUACCCAGAAAAGUGCAUCAAGGUUGAUAUACUCUGGAUUCUGAACAUUUCCUUAUGUGGAGAAGCAAUGGAGAACUAAAAAAAAAGUUCCUGUGCGUUUAGUCAUCAGAAUUUUCUAUUCAGAAAAAUGUGGGUUCUAAUGGUGUUUAUCAUAUCAUUCUGAAAUAUUCUCGCCUAGUCCUGUUUGGUUUCCUUAAAUGUCAAUAAACCUAUUUAGCACUGA
This is a messenger RNA of Odocoileus virginianus texanus, 737 nucleotides long. It is a transcript of the gene GKN1, whose product is annotated as gastrokine 1. Gene Ontology annotation, biological process: regulation of cell population proliferation. Lineage: Eukaryota; Metazoa; Chordata; Mammalia; Artiodactyla; Cervidae. The record is from RefSeq and is a predicted model, not a curated record.